Messenger RNA from Plutella xylostella (diamondback moth), 638 nucleotides. Its product is annotated as allergen Tha p 1. Lineage: Eukaryota; Metazoa; Arthropoda; Insecta; Lepidoptera; Plutellidae. The record is from RefSeq and is a predicted model, not a curated record.
AGAUCGUCUUUAAUCACAGUCCUCCCAAGAGACCGACUCGAGUGGUUUUGUCUGUGAUAGUUCAACUGUUUUGAAAUUCAAACAUGAAGCUCCUCAUCAUCACGCUCGCCCUGGCCGCGGCCUGCGUGGCCCAGAAGCGGUACACCAACAAGUACGACAACAUGGACCUGGACGAGGUGCUGGCCAACCGCCGCCUGCUGGUGUCCUACAUCAAGUGCGUGCUGGACCAGGGACGGUGCACGGCUGAGGGGAAGGAGCUUAAGACACACAUCAGCGACGCUCUCCAGACAGGCUGCAAGAAGUGCACCCCUAACCAGCGAGAGGGCGCUCGCAGAGUCAUCUCACACAUGAUCAAGGAGGAACCAGAGUACUGGACCAUGCUGGUGGAGAAGUACGACCCUGAGAGGAUGUAUUCCACUAAGUACGAGAAGGAGAUCAAUAGUAUCCAGUAAAUACGGUUAUAACUAGAUAAAUAUAUUAGGUGUAUGCUGCGCGGGAAUGCAUUUGGUUUAAGCGCCAUCUGUUGGUGGAAUUUGGAAGUGAUUUCUAUCGCCGGUUGGCCUUAGAAAUCUAUAUUAUUAUGUUUUUCCUAUUAGAUGAAUUCAUCCAGUUUUUGGUCAAAGUUAUUUUAUUCGAAG